CCCAUCCUUAAUCUGGCAAUCCGCCUCAGCCGUCAGCCGCAACGCGAAGGAAAGGCAAGUAGUACUUAGCUGGUUCUAAUUCCCUCUUGUAACCUGAUCCAUUGUAAGUUAUCGCAGUAUCAGUAUGUAAGUUGCCAUCAUUUCCCCUGAAUUCACUCGUGAAAAGCUAAGUAAGUACUUUCAUUUCUUCCGGCGUAUUAACACCAGCGUUUCCCGGCCGUCUCGGCUCUCUGCAACCAAUUUUGUCAGUCAAAUUUUUAUCCUUCUCAUUGCUCAAUAAAUCAUCUUUAGACACCAGUGGAAGCUUCUCAUCAGUGCUGUCUGUCAAGUCAACUUCGUGAUGUCUUCAGCCUAAGUUAGUGGGUGUCAUAUGCUUGCCUUCAUCUUGCGCUGACCCAUCAAAACGUCGUCAUGAAAAGAUCAGGCACUUUCAAUCAACAGGGAGGCAACAAUGCCCGUUCUCAGCAGGUGCAGCAUCUGUCGAUGAGACCGUCCUCGAAUUCAUCAUCAGGGGGCAAACGGGGCUCUGGUGGAGAGUCAAGAUCAUCUCAAUCGCAGACCAAAGGGGACUAUUCUCAUGGAUCCAACUCUGGAGGUCCCUCCUCGUCUAAGAAAAAAAAGAAAUUAGCAGACAAAAUUUUACCACAAAAAGUGAGAGACUUGGUGCCAGAAUCGCAGGCUUAUAUGGAUCUUUUGGCAUUCGAGCGAAAGUUAGAUUCAACAAUAAUGCGGAAACGUCUUGACAUUCAGGAAGCACUGAAAAGACCGAUGAAGCAAAAGAGAAAAUUAAGAAUUUUUAUCUCCAACACAUUUUACUCCUCCAAAGAUCCACCCACUGAAGUCACGGAUGAUACAACCGGCAUUGCUUCUUGGGAACUGCGUGUGGAAGGUCGUCUCCUAGAAGAUUCAAAAACUGAUGCAAGCAAGAAACGAAAAUUUUCUUCCUUCUUCAAGUCUUUGGUGAUUGAGCUGGAUAAAGACCUGUACGGUCCUGACAAUCAUCUUGUCGAAUGGCAUAGAACUCCCACGACACAAGAAACCGAUGGAUUUCAGGUAAAACGGCCAGGUGACAAAAAUGUGAGAUGCACGAUUUUAUUAUUACUUGACUAUCAACCUCUCCAAUACAAGUUGGAUCAGAGGUUGGCACGACUACUUGGAGUACACACACAGACUCGUCCAGUAAUCAUCAGCGCCUUGUGGCAGUACAUCAAGACACACAAGUUGCAAGACAGCCACGAGAGGGAAUGGAUCAACUGUGAUAAAUACUUGGAACAAAUAUUCUCUUGUCCUAAAAUGAAGUUCGCUGAAAUCCCGCAGAGAUUAAAUCCACUGCUGUCGACACCUGAUCCAAUUGUCAUUAGCCAUGUUAUCAGUGUGGAAGGCGCAGAUCAAAAGCAAACAGCGUGUUAUGAUAUUGAUGUCGAGGUAGAUGAUACGUUGAAGACACAAAUGAAUAAUUUCCUCCUGUCUACAGCGAGUCAGGUUGAAAUUCAGACCCUGGACAACAAAAUCCAUGAAACAGUAGAAACGAUAAAUCAACUUAAAACAAACCGAGAGUUUUUCCUAAGUUUGGCAAAAGAUCCGCAACAAUUCAUCAACAAAUGGAUCAUAUCUCAGACUAGAGAUUUGAAGACAAUGACAGACGUUGUUGGAAACCCAGAAGAGGAGAGGCGAUCUGAAUUCUACUAUCAGCCGUGGGCACAAGAGGCUGUCUGCCGCUAUUUCUACUCAAAAGUUCAGCAGAAGCGCGUAGAACUUGAGGAGGCCCUAGGCAUGCGGAACGGCUAAGUCUCAAGCAACUCACCACUCUUAUUUAUUUUUAUUAUAUCGCGGGAUUUAGGUUUAAGUCAACUUCUACAUGUAAUGUAAGACUGUUGCUUCAAGUUCGACCUCAAAGGUCUGGUGGGUUUUGUGACCCUCUCGUCGUUUUGAAAGAUCUAUUGGAGGAUUGCCUUUGGUCAUUGGUGCUAGAAUAGAGCUGAGUGUUCUUUCGAAUGAACUGGCUGAAGUUUUUUUUUUCUUACCUGUAACUCAGGUAGCUCACUGAUGUUUUUAUGGCCAACGAUGCUUAAAUUUAAUCGGAGAGUUUGUGGCUUGGAUUUUUCCAUUUUUCACUUUUUUAAAUGCAUAUUUUCCGAUUCAGAAUUUGUUACUAGACAGUCUCAGAACUUGGAAUAUCCUUGUUCAUUUAUCCUCGUCCAAAUUUGUGGUAAAAUGUGGUUGACACAUCGGAGAUUGUAAAAUCUAUACCAAGAUUAGGUACAGUGGAACCUCACUUAGUCCGAACCUGCUUUAGCCGGAAACCCUGCUAACGCUGUAAUCAUGGCACGGUCCCUAAGGUGGAGCAUUUUUCCACUUUUUUCGAAAUUGCGGAUUGGGUAGGGCAGAAAAUUUGCUCCUCAGAAAACUAUUGGAGGCGUGUUGUUUCUUUUUCCGAAAUUUUGACUCCUUCCGUUGCCCCCAAGCCCUUAAAGUUUUGAUUUUUUCGGAAAAUCGUGUUUUUUCAGAGUAAAUCUCGAUAUUGAAGCGUUACUGUCGUAAAAAUGACCAAAUUAUAUGGUAGCAUAGUGCCACUAAGACCUAUAGAGCUUAUUUUGAGAGGCACAUUGUCGCCAACUUCCCAAAAUUUACGGAAAUAACACAAUUUCUGGUAAUUUUCGAAAAUCUUUGAAAAUUCGGCGCCCUGCCAGAAAAACAGCCAAACGGAGAAGUGUGACUUUGCCGUAAGACUUUUCAGUGGUAUUUUUGCACGUUUACUUCAUUUUUUCAUACAAAACUACCAAAAACUUACUUCUAAGAUCGUCAAGGUAAGGAAAAUAGGGGUAAAAUUGUGUUUUUUUCAUGAAUAUUUGCACUCAAACUGCCCCUAAUCGAUCUGAAUACCACAUUCUUUUUUAUCUAUAGCCAUCAGCUCAACUCUCCAAAUUCUGAGAAAAAUCAAGAAAUAGUUACUUGGAAACGUGUAAUAAUGUUAAAUCGCUAAGAUAUAAUAAUAAAGAUAGAGCUCACUACAAGGACAUGGUUGUUAGUAGAAUUCCAUUUGUUCAGUUCGGUCCUCAAUUUUUGCUGCUUGUACAUGGUUGAUCGGUAGGGUUCACUAUGAACUGGCGUUUUGUGUUGAAUGCGGGCAUUAAUUUUCUUGAUUCAAGCUUAUUCCUAGUAAACCCCUCUCUCUCCUGUGGUGAAACAUUUUUCGCGGCAUGUGACACUAACUUGACGGCCCGCUCAACACUCUGCGUGUGACAGGGUAUCUUGAAAAAGUUAGUUCUAAAAGGCACUUUUUCCGUGACAAAAUCCUCCAAAUCUCCGCUCGGUACAUGCUGCAGCAAUGGUGGUUCAGUGAUGUUUGUACUAUUCCAAUCGAUCAUUUCUGUGUAGUUAUUGGCGUUGAAAUUGAUUGGUGGUAUCCGGAACUUUCUGAUGGCUGAAGUUUUUUCUGUCUGGCUUGCAGUAUCUCUUUAAGAGCUCUCUUUCUGAUCUGUAAGUCUUCAUCCACGAGCAUGGCCAAUAGAAUAUUUUCGCAAUGAGCAUAAUAACCAUUUCUCUCUAUCACAGGUUUUACUAUUUCUUGAAGCUCUGUUGGAAGUGUUUUUAUAAGAACUAUUUCUUUUGAAAAAACUUUGAGAUGGGAACUUGUUUCUUCGCUCUUAAGCCGACUAGCUGAACUACUUCCUCCAAUUUUUGAAGAUUCAUGGCCUGUCCAUCGAUGCCAUGUUCAGCCGCAAAAAGUUUCAAAGUUCCGAUUGCCUCCAGUGCAGAAAUGGGGGAUACUUUUUCAACAGAGGGCUCUUCUUCAUCCUCUGAUGAUUCGGGUGCCUCCGGAUUGAGCCCUUCGACAAGCUCAUCGAUUCCCACCUCAGGAGCAAUAUCAGCCUCGUCGUCAGCACUGAUGUAGGAGUCGAGGGUGAUCGUCGAAUCACCACCAAAAAAUUCUCGAAGUUCGCUGAAAAGAACUUCAUCGGAUGGCACAUUUUCGACUAACAUUGCGUCCUCGUCAUCUUUGUCUUCAAUUUCGGACAGAAUUUCAUCUAACACCAUAUCAUCAUCGGAAACUACAGCUUUGGGAACUACAGCCGACGACUCCGGGGUCUUCUUUUGUUUUGCCACUUUUUUGCAAAAUCCGGCUUUCGCAAAACAGUUUUGAAUCGAGGUGGGGGUAACUUUAUCCCAGGCUCCAGCCAACAUACCCACAGCAUGGUGAAGAUUAAUUUUUAGGUCCUUAGCUGUUGGUUUCUCUUUUCCUUUGAUGAUAUUGAGGCAACGACGCACUAAAUGCCUCCGAAAAUAGCCCUUGGUGAUUUUUAUCACGCCUUGGUCCAUCGGCUGGAGUACGGAUGUACAAUUCGCCGGAAAAAAUUCAAUUUUGACGUGAGUCAAAUCAGGAAUCUCAGGGGGACGAAGUACCAAUGAAAAAUAAAGGAAAGUAACAAUAAUCAAAUCAAGAACGAAGACCACAAAGAAAAGAUACUAAGGGAAAAAAAAUUAAAAUGAAAAAUUAACAAUAAUAUUCAAUUUAACCCGUUGACACCAUAUUUAUCCCAUCCUGAGCAAAAAAUUUUUUGAAUUCAUUAAUUUGCUCCUUUCACUGAUCAGAAAAAACUACUUUCUCAAAAUUUUGAUAGGAGCCAAAUUUUAUUUGAUGUCCACAAUUAUGGACAGCAGGCAUUAAAGGAGUCAAAUGAGGAUAGUUAAUUGUUGGUUUCUUUUCAAUUUUUGUUCGUAUUUUUUUCAAUAUAAAGAAUCAGUAAUGCUUGUUAAAGAUGUUUAGAAAUUAGGAAGAAUAAGAUUAUUUUAUUGCAUGACUCAUGACAUGACAAUGGAGAAACAAUAUACGAUUGUAUAUGUUUAUAUAUUUUAUAAGCUUUACCUUUUUGUUGUUCUGGAAUUACUUCUUCCACUUUGUUGGGUCCAACUCCUUGUACACAGUGUUGGGCAUUACCGACACUUGAUCUAUUGCCUGUAGCACUCUCCGUUGCAGCAUCUGCACCAUCGGUUGUUCCUCUCGUCCCCAUGCCAUCGUCGCUCUGAAGUCCGCGUGACGCCAGUAAUCCUCUUGUUUCACAUUCUUCAAGGAGGACGUUUUGGUCACUGAUACCGUUACUAGAUAAUAUCCAUCUACAGGUUCCGAUAUGAAUUGCGAGACUUUCCCGUCUCGCUUGUAGGAAAUAUUUAGGGUAAUUUUUCCAUCUCCGUCGGUCGAAAUUCUUUUUUCUGAAAAUCUUGCGAAUACGUCCUCCUCCGAGACCGACUCGCCGGAACAAUUUUGAAAUUCCACAUUUACAGGUUGAGUUCCGCCACCAACAUGCAUGGAUGGCGUGGAUGUGGUUGCCGUGUGUCGCGACAAGCUCGGGGCACCUUGCACUGGAUUUGUAUAUCGCUGCAAGAACUGAUUUUUUAAUUGGCUCGGUAACUUCAGACCAAUAAACAUCAUGGAUGAUUGACAUUUCAGCAGGUAAUUGAUCAAAUGUUGUACACCAGCGGUCUUCAACUGCCCUGGAGUAAAAUGAGUUUUCAUAAUUUUUUGAAGUAGAAGCGAUAUUACCGUCCACUUGUAGUCGAUGUUUGGAAACUUUUUCGUUUCGAAAGAAUUUUCCAAAAUCCACUGUUGCAUUUCGGUCAGUGUCUGAUUCAGAGGAACUAAAUUCAAAGUUGUCAGUUCCGUUGCCUGUUGAAUUAGCUUGAUUGUAUCUGAUUCCAUCAGAUUCUCCGCUGUUAUUUCCGGUUCCGGUUCCUCUCCCGAUGUUUCUUCGUCCGUUUCCAAAGUCAGUUCCUCUAUUAUCUUCUGCUUCUUCAUUGGUUGUUUUCCUUUGUUCUUGGAAGUUGAAGACUUCAAAUCGCUGAGGAUUAAGGAUUCUUCCUCGUUGUCCGAAAUUUGAUGGUCCAGGGAUUUCCUCUUUUUCAGUUCUUCCUCCAUCUGUUGCACUUUUUCCUUCUGAAGUACAAUGUCCUCCAGAGUUACGUCUUGAGAUUCCGGAAUCAUCGACGAAAGAUUCUCCAUAUUUUUUAAAAAGAGCUGCGAACGAACUACACGUAGAGUCACUAUCACUUUCCGCGGAAGGCACGUAGUCUUGAUCACUGUCAACAAUUUCAAAGGAAGAUGAAGUAGACAUUUAAGAAUGAUACUGGAGUCGCCCUAUUUAUAUGCUUGAGUUUGCGCACGUCGCAAAAACUGCAACGUGAUCCGACCAGCCCACCCGUCCUUAAUUGGUUUUCGACGUUGCAAUAUCGGGAUUAAAAGGUGACACUGUGCCCCCGGCCCGGCCGGCCCGACCGACCCGACCCGGCUAAUGACAUAAGCUUGAAUUAACUGAUGAGCCCUGCGUCGACCGAUCAAUGUAAUUAUCGAUUUAUCAUGAUAAUUACGAUCGGUCAUGACGUCAAGAGUCAAAAACCUGUAAGUUUACACACUCAGUAUAAGUGUAUACCUUCAACUAUUUUAUUAAACUGUAAUAGUCACGUCUUAACUCUUUUUGAAGUAAAACGUAAACAUGGUACUUUUUAUCUGCUAAUUUUCUUUGCUAUUCUUUUGUAUAAUGAAAAUAAAAGGAAAAUAAGAUUAAAAAAAUCAGGAACGGAGACCACAAAGAAAAUGAAAGGAUAAUACCAACUAACAAACCAAGUACCAAUGAAAAAUAAAGGAAAGUAACAAUAAUCAAAUCAAGAACGAAGACCACAAAGAAAAGAUACUAAGGGGAAAAAAAUUAAAAUGAACAAUUAACAAUAAUAUUCAAUUUAAUAACUAUAAAUUGGAACAAUAGGAGAACUGUUUCUCAAACUACCACGUGUCUGUUGUCGUGUAGAAAAACUUGUUUCUGUACAUGCUCAUUUUAUUUUAUUUUUACAAUUGGUAAAUGAGCUGUGUACAUGGCCAUCAUACAGAUCAGGUUAUACAUGCUAGAUAGGUACAUGAUAGUAGUAGGCACAAGAUACAAUAAAAAUAGGAAAGUAAUCCGAAACAGGGUCUAUAGGUUGAUGAAUUCUUCCUCAGAGUAUGGGGCAUUUGUAGCUAGCUACAAAUAAUUUGGCUCACCUUCAUUUAACGAAUUUAAAUUGGCUUUUGGGUUCAAAAGCAGGCAUCAACAAUCUCGCCUUCAACUUGGAUCGAAUCAGCCCAUCUCUUUCCUCUCCUCCACAGACUAAUGCGGAUGCCUCGGUGACAAUCUUGACGCAUCUUUCGACACUUUUUGUGUGACAAGGAUAUUUGUAAAAACUGUAAUUCUGGAGGUCCUUUUCUCUUGUCAAAUUUUCUAGAUCUUCUUCGGAGAAAUACUGUAAGAUAGGCGGCUGGGUUACUGUGACUUCGUCCCAGAAAAUCAUUUCACUGUAGGUUUCCGCGUUAAAAUUGAGAAGGGGCACUUUGAAUUUUCGUACUGUUGAGCUUUUAGUCCUCCGAGCGUUCAUGAUUUUUUGCACGGCCAAUUGUUUAACAUCUUCUAAUGCAUUGUUGAGCAUAGCAAGCAGGAUGUUUUCUGGAUGGGCGAAAAAAGCAUUUCUUUGAAUGACAGGGUGGACAAUGUCUCUGAUUUCUGUGCUACAUUCUCUAGUCAAUUCAAUUAUUUUGAACAGAUGUUUGGCCCCUGCAGUGCAUGAUGACUGGGUUUUAAUUGCAAACCAGCUCGGCGUGUAUACUUUCAUUAUGUACGUAGCGAUGGUCACCAGGGAUGAAUCGGGAUUUUCGGUUCCUACAUACGGUCUCAGUGCUCGAUUGGCGGUCGUGAGCCAUCUCACGUGCGUAAUAUUGCCAGGAUCACGAUUUGCGAGGUCAGCGGGGCAAAAUCCAGAUUUUGAUUUUUUUAAUUUUGAGGGCAGAGUUACAAUUUGGUGCCUCUUGGAAAUUUCCCAAGCAUCAAGAGUGGCUGAAGUAUUAAGAAAAGGUAGUAACGAUUUUAAGAAAAAUGUGGCUUCAUUCCUAUUUACAUCAUUUGCACCCGUCCAGACAAUUUCAUGCUUACGAGAGCAAACUUAUCAAUCAACUUAUCUUUUAUCUUAUCUCUUACUUACUAUUAUGCUUUUAUAUGUAUCAUAAUUAUUUACUACACUAUUAAAGUCAGCGCCAGGCAAUGCUGCAUUUUGUCUCAUGAGAUAGCUUCAGGCGUCAAAAUUCCUUUCCUAUCUUUGAGCAUUGAAGCUGCAGAUUUAUUCAACAUGCAGGUUGAGAUUUUUUCUAGUUUUAAAGUUUGAGCUCUUUCCAAAACUUUUAUGUGUAGUUGAUAAGCAUGGUUUUCUACAACAAACGAUGUUUAAGAUUCACAAUAAGCCCACAUGUAGAGAAUUGUUGUUCACUGUUUAUGUUUGCUCCUUGUAUAGCGAAAUAUUCCUUUGCUACCAGGCGAAGGUUUAUGGGUGUUUCUCCCAGUUUCUUUCAAAAAUUCAAAAGCAUUAAGCUUCUUAUCAGCUAUGCAAUUAAGUAAUUUGCAAAUUGCAAAUCAGUUUUGCUUUCAACAAGUCUUAUUCUCCAGAUUUUUGUGUAGGAAAUUCAUCUAGACUGGACCAGAAAGGGGGUUGUCCCUCCUCUUUUUCUCGUGGGGCAUCGGUUCUUUUAUCUUCUACGUUGAAUUUAUGAACUUUAGGCACGUUCCUAUGAAAGAAUGAAAAUAUUUAUUAGUCUUUCACUCAUCACUGGUGGUCAAAGGCUUACAUUCUGGCUGGUACAUCGACCUCGAACCAACUAAGUUGAGGACAAAA
Messenger RNA from Bemisia tabaci, 8685 nucleotides. RefSeq names its product brahma-associated protein of 60 kDa. Lineage: Eukaryota; Metazoa; Arthropoda; Insecta; Hemiptera; Aleyrodidae. The record is from RefSeq and is a predicted model, not a curated record.